Cladophialophora immunda is the source of this 1628-nucleotide messenger RNA. RefSeq lists its product as uncharacterized. NCBI's taxonomy places the organism in Eukaryota, Fungi, Ascomycota, Eurotiomycetes, Chaetothyriales, Herpotrichiellaceae. Gene Ontology annotation, biological process: mRNA processing. The transcript has 2 exons. The coding region runs from base 89 to 1087 and encodes 332 amino acids. Gene Ontology annotation, cellular component: THO complex part of transcription export complex. The record is from RefSeq and is a predicted model, not a curated record.
UGGCAUUUGGAUGCGCGAGAAACUCCAACAAAGACAAUUUUCUUUCUCUAUAAUCACGAUACCGCACACUUCUUAAAGAGCAGAGGAGAUGGCGACUUUCACAGUUUUGGAUCAAGCUGAAGAAGACAAACUCCACGCGACUCGGCUUCUAGGUAUUGAAGAGCGGCCUUUCAAACGAGUCUCAAAACGCCUUCUUGCAUCCAUCACUCCUAUCAACUCUUUCCUUGCGCGACCGAGCCCGUCUGAUGACGACGACGCUACAGCAGAAUCGUCUGCAGACCAACAUGAGCAUUUCCUCGAAUCCCUGACGCGGUUUCGCGAGGACGUCAUCCUCGACUUCGCAGCCUUUGAAUCCUCCAUUGCGCGCACAGAGUUCCUCCGUGCUGCAAACACACGAGAGCGCGAGCGCUACGCUGCAGAAAAGCUCAAGAUUGAACAAACUGCCAACGACGUGCGGGAGAAUCUGUCACAUCUGAGAGUGCAGCUUGAUGAGGCGCAGAAGACGCUCGCAGUUCGAAAAACCUAUGAUGUGCUAGCGGAGAAGAUCACUCGGGAUGAGAAGUUAAAAGUCACGAGAGCCGAGCAACAUGUCAAUCUCGAAAAACUCAAGGCUGAAAUCGAGGAGUUGGAGCGUGAGAGCGCCGAGUUGAAGGUCGCUUGGGGCGAGCGGAGGGAACAGUUUGAACGAGUUAUGCAGGAGGGAACGAGGCUGAGGAGGGUAAUUAGAGAUGAGAAGGAGCCAGAGCCAGAGGGCGAGAAGGACGACGCUGACCAAGAGAGGGAAAGAGAGGGCGACGAUGGGGAGGGGGAGAGGGAGAGAGACGGGCUGUCUACUGCUGGGACACCCAGGCCUAUGGACGACGCGCCGACGCCCUUCCCAGCUGGACUCAGAGGAAGCGGCAUGUUGACGCCUAGGUCGAAUCUGCCAGAAGAACCUGCCAGUGCAGAAGGGACUACGCCGCGGCGAGCAGACGAGGAUAUUGAUAUGCAUGGAAACAAUGGAGUGUCUUCUGCGGGAGAAGAUGCUAUCAAAGAAGCCGUAGGUGCUGCUCUUGAGAACGCAGCAGACGACAUGGACACGACCUGAGCGAUUUGCGAGACCAUUACAAAAUGGGUCUGCAGGUGCAGACAUGGAGGGUCCCGCGUCCGCCUGGCCGAUUUGUGGACAACGUUGACAACUUCGCCUUUGCCCCCGAAGACGAGGAGACCUCGGAGACGUCCCAGAAUUACUUAUUGGCUGGCAAUCUCAUGACUGAAGCCGGCCGCUGUUCGCGCACUGAAUCCAUUUCUGGGCCUGGGGACAACAACGGAGAUCCUCGUGCUCCUGUAUGAUCAAGGGGGGAAUAGCGAUCAACCUAACUAGGAUCUGCGGACACGGUUAUGAGAAAUGAUGGGAAGAAUCAAGGAGCCCAUCGAUAUCUGGCCCAUUUGGGCUUACCGACUUCGUGUCAGUCGAUCAACUUCUCUGGGACGUUCAAGACUCUCAUGUGCUCUGUCUGCUCAAUGAACGACACACUGGCGAGGUUAGAAGCAAAGGAGAAGGACCAAGCCUAGCUGACGUUCAGAACCCCGAACAAAUUUCCCCAGUUUCAAGGUAUGGGAGAAUGUGAUGCUCCAAUGUUCAUUUC